UGGCUCAGUGGUUAAGAGCACUGGCUGCUCUUCUAGAGAACCUGGUUCUGUUCUCCGCACCCACAUGGUAGGUCACAGCUGUCUGUGACUCUGAUCACAGGGGCCUCUUCUGGCCUUUGGACACCAGGCAUGCUUAUAAUGUGCAGACAUUCAUGCACCCACACAUAAAAAAAAAAAAGAUUGAAUGCCAAAAUAGUGUGAUCUCAUAUAUGUUAAAUGUAAGUUUACUUGUUUCUGUUUACUUUUGUUUCAAAUGACUAACAGAGUUUAAAAUGGCUCAGAAUGUAUUUCUAUUAGCAACAUGUCUAGAGGUUUGUUGAAAUUCAGACUAAACAUGACUUUCAUUGCACCAUUUGAAGAUAAAUUAUCUGUUUGUUCAGUUUCUAAACUUGAAAAAUUCCAGAAUUCCCCUUGUUAAUGGUACUUUAUGACAACUUCCAGGAUGUUUUGUCUCAGAUACCUUCCUGCACAGUCACUACUUCUGGAGCUUUCAUUGCAGGUGACCUCCCAUUUUUCUAAAAACACUCUUAGAACUUUCAAUUGUAAAGACACAUUUUUGAUACAUUUGGCUUUUCCCAGGCAUGUAUGUGUUUUUUCCCCUUUGUUAUUUAGAAAUAAUGGUUCAAUACUUCUAUACAUUGGUGAUGUCUGUCCAAAAUCAUUUUCUUAAUGGUUUUCUGAUCCUUUGAAGACUUUUUUUUGAUAAGUAAUCCCCAGGCUGGAAGACCUUUUUGUCCCUGCUUUUGAGUAUAUUAUGGAAUUGUUUGAUCUUUCAGGAUUGGGCCACUGGUCCUGAUGAUAAAGCCACCUUGCUGUCUAGUAGGGUAGAAAACUGCAGCUUCUGUGACAACAUGGUGCUUAGUAGCACUUAACUAGGUAAAUACUUAGUAAAGGUGUCUUUUAAAGCAAAGGAUUUUCCUAUCAAAGAUAAGUCCCUUUUUUUAAAUUUUGUAUUUACAUUGUAUCUCCAUUAGUCUCCCUUCGGAUUAGAAAAAGGUAGAGGCCCUUUGUUAGACAUGUGCUCAUCUUUAAAAAGAUACAGUGUCUCUCUAUCAGACUGCUAUGACCUCAGGUUCCAGAACAUCAAGGCAACAUUCUUUUAAAGGCAUGCUUCACUUUGGUGUGACCCCAAGCUGAGAGCCAGUCUUCCUUGUUGUCCAAGGGAAAGGACAAGAAGACACUUCUCAGGAUGAGCUGGCUCGGGCAUCACCUCUCCAGGUGCCACGAGGACACUUCCUUGCUCAGGACACACAUGCCACUCUUCUCACUCAUAUCAUCUGAAGAUGAGCAUUUCAUCUCCGACUUGAGGAGCCAAGUACCAGCUCGUGCCGUGGUGAAGCAACCUAUCCGCGGAGCCAGCGGCAGGACCACGGUCACAGCUAUUGUUCAGACUGGUGGAGACUGGAGCACCGGCCUCUUCAGUGUCUGCAGAGAUAGGAAAAUCUGUUUCUGUGGUCUCUUUUGUCCCAUGUGUCUUGAGUGUGACACUGCCAGGCAUUAUGGAGAGUGUCUUUGUUGGCCACUGUUACCAGGGUCUACCUUUGCAUUGAGAAUUGGCACCAGAGAGAGACAUAAGAUACAGGGGACACUCUGUGAAGACUGGAUGGUGGUGCAUUGCUGCUGGCCUUUCUCGGUCUGUCAGGUGGCCCGAGAACUCAAGAUGAGAACCCCCCAGCUCUACGAAAUCUGUGCAGUGCAAGCACCCAAGGACACCCUGGUUUGACAGCACCCCUGCCCUCCCUCUCCCACCCUUUCCUCUCCAACCUGUCUCAGAUUGUUUUUUAUUCAUUAGGCUCUCACUGGAAUA
Peromyscus leucopus (white-footed mouse) is the source of this 1807-nucleotide messenger RNA. RefSeq names its product PLAC8 like 1 (gene Plac8l1). The transcript is spliced from 4 exons. The record is from RefSeq and is a predicted model, not a curated record. The coding region runs from base 1190 to 1723 and encodes 177 amino acids. NCBI's taxonomy places the organism in Eukaryota, Metazoa, Chordata, Mammalia, Rodentia, Cricetidae.